CUAUACCUAAUCAUGGACGGUCCUCGACCUUUGCACUAAGAUUCCCUAAACCCCUGACCUUUCAAAAGCUUCCCUAAACCCCCUGACCUUAAUGGCGGCGCCACUCACGGCCCUUCUAGAAAGAAAAAAAACCUAAAAUCGCGACGCCGCCAACGAUUAAAUCGUUUGCAUGCCUUUUUCUCGCCAUCUAUCGACCCACGUGACCUCUCCUCUGUCAGAAUCAGCAGUUCCUCCCUCAGAGUUGCAGGUUGACUUUUUAAAUUUUAAAAUCAAAAAAAAAGUAACCGCUCGGUAUCUUUUCUCUCUCUUUCAUCUUCGUUCUGACAUACACUUCCUUCCCUCUCUUUCUUUUCCAACUCUCCUUUUCACACCACCAUUGUUUCUUCGAUUGCCUGUUCGUCUUCCGUUCUUUCCGUGUUCUUGCAUUGUGAAGAAGAAAAAAUAACGAAGGAACAAAACAGAAAUUUAGAGUGAGAAAAAUUUAUUUUUACUCUUGUUGUCUGGUUCAUGUGGUUUAGGGUUUGAUUAAUGUGGUGUAUUUAUGCUCUCUCUGUCACAGGUUUUUAUAGUGAAGGAAUUACAGAAAUGAGAAAGAAAGGAAAAGGAAAAUCAAAGGAAAGAGAACGAACGGGACCACCUGAAACUCCUGGAUGGGGUUUAAUGGAUGAGAGCGAUAGUGACGAUGUAGUGGAAGUGUCACCAGGUUUAGAAUUUUUUCAAAUCAACCUUCACAUUAAUGAGGAAUUGGGGGAAUGGGGUUACCAUGAUGGGGAAGUGUUCACCGGCAUUUAUUCUGUGUCUGAUAUGUCUAUGAGGAAAUUAGAUAAAUGGGUGAAAAGAGAAAAAGUUAACGGAUUAGUUGAUUAUUAUUGGAAUGAAAAAGACAAGGAAUUUCAUGAUUGGAUGAGACCGAUAAAUCACGAAGACGAUGUCAUGGAAAUGGCAAGGGCUGGGAAGAGGGAUGGAGAAGUGGAUGUCUAUGUUAGAAAACUGACAAUUAAAGACAUUGAGUCUUUAGUCCCUCCGCCCCCGUCGCCCCCACAUGUUGUAAUUGAGGAGAUACCGAACCCCAACGAUUUAGCUUAUGUGUAUCCCACUCCCGUGAAAAAAGUAAGGAGUAAACCAUUGGCUACCAAGACUGUUGGGAGUAAACCAUUGGCUACCAAGGAUGUUGGUGAAGGUCCUUCAGAAAGUGGGGGGUCAUGGUUGAUUCCAUAUGUAAGUUGUCACGACCCAAAUUAUUGA
Mercurialis annua (annual mercury) is the source of this 1245-nucleotide messenger RNA. RefSeq lists its product as uncharacterized. Lineage: Eukaryota; Viridiplantae; Streptophyta; Magnoliopsida; Malpighiales; Euphorbiaceae. The coding region runs from base 529 to 1245 and encodes 238 amino acids. The transcript is spliced from 2 exons. The record is from RefSeq and is a predicted model, not a curated record.